Molecule: messenger RNA, 450 nt
Organism: Zygosaccharomyces rouxii
Lineage: Eukaryota; Fungi; Ascomycota; Saccharomycetes; Saccharomycetales; Saccharomycetaceae
Product: cytochrome c oxidase subunit IV family protein
Exons: 2
Coding region: 1-450 (149 amino acids)
Biological process (GO): mitochondrial electron transport, cytochrome c to oxygen
Source: RefSeq, a predicted model, not a curated record
AUGUUGCGUAACUUUUCUAGCGUCACUCGUGUUACUCCAGCCAGAUUUGCUCACACUGCAGCACUUUCCAAAGCAUCCAUUGUGGAUCUACCAAACAGAUGGGAAGCUAUGCCAGCUCCUGAACAACACGAAAUCGUUUCCAAAUUAACUGAACGUCAAAAGUUGUCGUGGGCCCAAUUGAGUGAAACUGAAAAGCAGGCCGCUUGGUACAUUUCCUACGGUGAAUGGGGACCAAGAAGACCUGUCCACGGUAAAGGUGAUGCCUCCUACAUCGCUAAAGGUGUUUUAGUCGGCAUGGUAGCUUCCGUCGGUCUAUUCGCCCUAUUGAGAAUGGGUGCUGGUGAUCCACCAAAGACAAUGAACAAAUCUUGGCAAAUUAAGUCUGAUGAAUACCUAAAAUCAAAGAAUGCAAACCCAUGGGGUGGUUACUCUCAAGUCCAGUCAAAAUAA